This is a messenger RNA of Cuscuta campestris, 2158 nucleotides long. The record is from the annotation of a GenBank genome assembly. NCBI's taxonomy places the organism in Eukaryota, Viridiplantae, Streptophyta, Magnoliopsida, Solanales, Convolvulaceae.
GAAGAAGGAAGAAGAAGAAUAGAAGUUCAUCGUCGUACGAUUUCCUUGUUGUUGGUAAUAUCCCCGUAGUUCUAUUCGUCGUAAUCGAGGUGAGUGCGUGGACAUCUAACGUAUGGUUUAUGUUGUUUGUGGUUUAAAAGGCAUGGAUCAAAAUAUGUAAGGUUAGAAUGAUGUUGGUUAAUGUUGGUACUGUUAAUAUGAACCUAUUGAUGUUUAUUGUUAUGAAAUUGAUGUUGUUUGAUGUGGAAAAAUGAAGUUGUUGCAGAAUCUGAACUUUUCGUGCCCGACGGUAGGUCGGUACGGUGCUACCGCCACCCUCUAUUUUCCAUCCUCCCCUACCGGUACCUGUGACCAUAAGGACCUUAAGGCUGCAAAGCUAAAUCCAAAGGUUGCCGCCAAACUAAGGCAUGUACUCAUAUUGAGAAAUUUGAGCAACAUGCAUGACUUCUCCAUAUUUCUGUUUUAACAUAGUUUUUAUAUGGGUAUAAAAUCAAAACUGUUUCAGGUAUAUGGUUCUAAAAUGGAGAAUUGGCAUGAUUUUUAUGUUAUGUUGAAUUAUAUUUAAUUUUAUAUUUAUCUUCUAUUUGAUUUACUAGAUGCACCAGGGGCACAAUUGUAUUUUUCAUUAUAAUUCAUUGCAGUAUGACAAUAUGCAUUAUUACUCUUAUGUGCUUUCUAAGUAGGAAACAGGGAAGUGGAGGUAUCCCUUGAAGAUUCAUUGUCAGUUUUUUUCAAACAUAUUGCCUCUUCAUCUAAUAAAUGAAUUAGCAUAUAAUAAUGUGACUGGGACUACCGUGACUUGGCUAGGGUACUUGAAUUGUGGAUGGCUUCCUGUGACAGUGGCUAAGGCAGCAGAGUCAAAGGUGACAAGGUUGUGUUGUACUCAUCGACCAACAAUGGAAAAAGAUUUUCAAAAAAGCGUGAUCCCGAGAAUUCCUUCAAAAUAGUACAAGACGUUGAAAUGUUGAAAUCUGGAGUGAAGGCAAUAGGAAGACUGUUAACGGCCGGGUGGAAAUCACAGAGAUUGAAGGUUCCUUAACACUACAAGCCACCUUAAGCUGCUCACAACUUCAUCCAUCAGUUACACACCAGACGCAUCAAUUAUUCAAUCAAGUGUUUCUUCCCCAAUUUAGCAAUAUAAGCUCGCAUCCAUUGGAAACAAGCAUUCUUGGAAUUCAUAGAUUUGACAUGUUGAGCUCAGUAUCCGACCACUAAUUGUUCACAGAAGCAAAACCAUGGCCUGUGGAGUUCCUCAUAUUUUAAGCGGCAUGAAGUUAAUUGCCAGGUAAUAACACAACAGAUUAUACAUCUUAAUUCUCUAUUUACAGUUGAGGUAUUGUAUGUUGUACUCUUUAGGGUUUCGAUUUGUCUUUAGGUCAAUGAUCAAAAUAGAGAAGAGGACUAUGUUUGUUGAGAACAUAAGUUACAUAAUCACUGCCAACGAAAUCAUGACAAUAUUACCAUCCACUUAGAAAGGAUUACUUAAAUGCAGAAUGCACCAACUUGCCAUAACCAAAGUAUGGCAUGCAUAUCUUUACUGCCAGGUUAGUUUUAGGGUGUGAUAUGACUUCCAUCAAUAGCGCAUUAAGCUACAUUUAUACUGCUUUUGUGCCUUUUAGUUCUUGUCACUAUCAAAUAAGAUAAAUUGGACCAGCGGGCAUCAUAAAUUUGUGAGGGCACAUGUUUUCAAAUAGACACGUAUUCAGUAUUCCUAAUGGGCUAUUACUUCAGAAUGAAUUUCUUUGUUUAAUUCCUCACAGGUUAUCCAAGUGUGUGUGUGUCACAUUGUGCUUUUUUCUUUUACACCUCAAAUCCCAUCCAGAGCUGUAAUAUGGAUUAUGCACCAGCAAACAACGACAUUUAUGCAUAGUAAGGAGAGUUCAAGAGUUUUUUUUAGGACUAGGAGUAAAAAGUUAAGACACUAAACUUCCAUGAGUUCGAUCAAAACAAAAAUUGAACUAUGAUCUCUUGGGGAUGGCAUAUAGAAUCUUUGUGAGCUGAGUUCAGAAUGUGUUUCAAUUUUUUUAAAAAUAUUUUUUGCCGGUGCGGUGUUUUCUCCCUCAUCGUAUGGGUCACGGGCUGUCUGAACUCCAAUGAGAAACAAUCUCUUCACUCCUCGGGAAGGAGCCAUGUAGUACAGUAAAGGUAAAGUAAUAGU